AUGCUAAUAAAUAAGACUCAACAAUAUAUCAUUGGAUAUUCUUCAAUAUCCAUUGCUCUACUAAGUUGGUCAAUUUAUGAUUCCUUAAGGAAAUCAUUUAAUUUUGUUAUGUUUUUAGUUGAAUUCACUGAUGGGAUCAAAUUAGGGAUAAUAGUUAAUUUUAUAAUUUUCUUAUUUUUGAUCAUUGAUAAACUGCUUCAAAUUUUAUUAUUUGGAUCAUUAAGAAUGAUUGAAGUUGAACAUUUAUUUGAAAAAUUACCUAUAUUUGUCAUUAAUUUAUUAUUGAAUUUAGCUACGGGAGAUAAUAAUAUUAUUAUGAAUGUAUUUUUAAUGGGAUUAUCAAUGAGUUUUAAAGUUUUCCAUGUUAUAAUGUUUGAUCGAUUAGAUUAUGUUAAUUUAAUUAUUGUUAAUAAAAUUAAUGAUGAAGAUAUUUAUUUAAAUCAAGUAAUUUAUCAUUUUGGUACAUCAAUAAAUUUUUGGUUAAAUAUUUUUUUCAUAUUUGCUGAUUUUAGUCUUGCCAAAUUUUUAGUUUAUGAUGUUUUCCAAGGUAUUAAUUCUGUUACUUGUUUAUUAUUUGGUUUUCAAUUUGCCGUACAAGGAGUUCAAGCAUUAACUUAUUUUUCUAAAUUAUUAUUAGGGAUUUAUGAAAUUGCCUUUUAUCGUAUUAGAAAAAAUGAACAUCAUACACUGUUAAGAGGAUGGCAAGAAAGUACUACAACAUCAGCUAAUUUAGAAGAAACUGAAAGGACUACCAAUAACAAUGAUAAUGAGUCUGGGCAAGUGGAAGUGGAAGUAGAAGCGAAUAUAGAUGAGGACGUGGACGUGGACGCGGAUGCGGAUGCGGAUGUGGAUGUGGAAGAAGAAAUUGUCAAUGAUGAAGAUGAUGACAUUGAACUUAUUUGGGAUAAUAAACCUUAUUACACUAAGGGGAUUGAUAUUGCAUCAGCUGUACUUACUUCAAUUUCAUAUUUAUCAUUUGUAUAUUUAUUAACUAUCCAUUCGGGUCUUUCAUUACCAUUAUCAAUGUUACAAGGUACAUAUUCGUCAAUGAGACGUGCUUGGGUAGAAACUAAUCAAUUAUUGGCAUUUAUUGAAUCUUCAAAAAGAUUAGAUACUCAAUUAGCUAAUGCUAGUGCUGAGGAUUUAUCACAAUCUGAUAGUUUAUGUAUUAUAUGUCGUGAAGAUAUGCAUUCAGUUGAAGAUUAUCAAAGAAUUUUCAAAAAACCUCAAUCACCAAGAAGAUCUCCUAAAAAAUUGAAAUGUGGUCAUAUUUUACAUUUGGGAUGUUUAAAAGAAUGGUUAGAAAGAUCAGAUAGUUGUCCAUUAUGUAGAAGAAAAGUAUUUUCUAAUGAUGGAGCAACUAAUGCCACUAAUAAUAAUAACAAUAAUAAUGGGGAGAAUAAUCAAAAUAAUGGAAAUGUACCACCACCUCAACCAGGUGAUGUGCCUGUACCACCACCAGCUCCCACAGCAACAGCAACAGCAACAGCAGCUGCGGUAAAUGCUGAAUUACAACGAGAAGUGAGAGAAAUUAAUGAUUUAUUACAAAAUGCCGAAAAUACAAUAGCACCGCAAGAACAGCCUAUUAACACUGCUGCUGAACCAAUUGAAGGACCUUCUAGAACAAUACCAUUACCAUCAUCAUCAUCGACAUUACCAAUACCUCAAUCUAAUGAUUUAUCACAAUCAAUCACAUUACCAAAAAAUGCAUUAUUACCACCUGGAUGGUUAGUAAUACCAUUGAAAAAACCUGAACAAGAAAAUAGUGAUAUUGAUUAUAAAGUCAAUAUUUCUUCUUAUCAUCAAGCAGAUUUGAAAAUUAAUAAUAAAAAACCAAGUACUCGUGAUAUUAUAACUUAUGCUAUUCCAAAAGAAGAAUCUAUAGGAGAAUAUGAGAUGUGA
Molecule: messenger RNA, 1902 nt
Organism: Candida albicans SC5314
Lineage: Eukaryota; Fungi; Ascomycota; Pichiomycetes; Serinales; Debaryomycetaceae
Product: E3 ubiquitin-protein ligase
Exons: 1
Coding region: 1-1902 (633 amino acids)
Cellular component (GO): cytoplasm
Molecular function (GO): zinc ion binding
Source: RefSeq, a predicted model, not a curated record